AUGCUAUCGUUCGGGAGCGAAAACUCGGCCCAUGUGGCCAUCGUGACGGGAGCGGGCCGCGGUCUCGGUCGGGCAUGGGCCCAGGCAUUGGCAUCGCGUGGUGUCCGUGUGGUAGUGAAUGACAACGACGCCGACCACUCGCUGGUGGAGGAUGUAGUGCAGAGUAUUCGCAGUCGAGGGGGCGUAGCUGUGGGCGAUCACCACAGCGUGACGGAUGGCGCUGAGAUCGUCAAGACGGCGAUGGACAACUUCAAACGAGUAAACAUCUUGAUCAAUAACGCUACGGUUAUCCGCGAUGGAUCCUUCCGCAAGAUGACGAAGGAAAACUGGGACGAUGUGUACCGCUCGAGUCUGCUUGGCACCUUUAUCGUGACCAAGGCAGUAUGGCCCAUCAUGCGCCAACAAAAGUACGGUCGCAUCCUUAAUUGUGUGUCAGGUACUGGACUCUACGGAAAUUUUGGACAGGUCAACUACGCUGCCAUGAAAAUGGGGCUUGUGGGCUUUACAGUAGCGCUCAACCGUGAAGGUAUCAAGUACAAUAUUUCAGUGAACGCCGUGUCUCCCGUGGCUGGAACACGACUCACCCAGCCGGUGUGGCCCGACGACGUAUACGCCAAACUGACACCGGAGCUGACAUCGCCCAUCAUCGUGUACCUGUGCCACCCGUCGUGCAAGGAUAACGGCGGGUUGUUUGAAUUAGGAGGAGGCUGGGUUGGUGCUUUGCGUCUGCAGCGCACACACGGUGUCGGUUUUCCCACGGACCCGAUCCAGUACACGCCCGAGCUCGUGGCUGAACAAUGGCGUGACGUCGUAGACUUCAGCCGUGUGACCCAUCCAACCUCGACGCAGAAUUCGUUUGAGCCCAUGAUGCGCAACGUGACGGCAUCGCCCAAGUCGCUGAUUACCUCUCGAUCCAGUGAGUGCGCCGAAGUAUUUGACCGACUGCGAAUUGCCCUACAGAAAAAGGGUCAAGCGCUGAGCAAACAGAUCUCGGGCGUGCUCGAGUGGCACAUCAACAAGGAGGUCUGGACGAUCACUCUACUGAACGGCAACGGGACUCUUUUGGAAGGACGCAAUUCGCGCCUGACGCCGGACCUGCAGAUUCACAUGGACGAACAAGACUUCCUGGAUCUGGCGGCGGGACGGCUGAGGCUGCAGCAAGCGCUGAUCCGGAAGAAGUUGCGCUUGCAAGGAAAUCUCAAAAUGGCCAUGAAGUUGCAACCGUUCGAGGAUCUCCUCCUGCAGCAGAACCAGUCGCGGCUGUAA
Phytophthora infestans T30-4 is the source of this 1266-nucleotide messenger RNA. Its product is annotated as peroxisomal multifunctional enzyme, putative. The record is from RefSeq and is a predicted model, not a curated record. Bases 1 to 1266 code for a protein of 421 amino acids. The transcript has 4 exons. Lineage: Eukaryota; Oomycota; Peronosporomycetes; Peronosporales; Peronosporaceae.